Arachis stenosperma is the source of this 942-nucleotide messenger RNA. RefSeq lists its product as uncharacterized. Lineage: Eukaryota; Viridiplantae; Streptophyta; Magnoliopsida; Fabales; Fabaceae. The coding region runs from base 1 to 942 and encodes 313 amino acids. The record is from RefSeq and is a predicted model, not a curated record. The transcript has a single exon.
AUGCAACCAUGUGAAAUCAAGAGCAACUUUGAGAGAGUAGAGGCUGCAAUAGCACAACUAUCAUCACAGCUUAUAGGAGCCAUCUCCAUCCUCUUGGAGAGACAAACACAGGCUGAAAGAAAGAUAGACACCAAUAAAGAAGAAUACAGAUCAAAUCUAAAGAAUCAAGGCACAUCAAUCUCAAAGCUGGAAGCACAAGUAGGGAUUUUAUCCAAGCAAAUCCCAAUGCCCACACAUACAUUUCCCAAUGAUACCAUGGCCAACCCAAGAGGGCAGUGCAAGGCCAUCACACUUAAAAGUGGGAAAGUUGUAGAAGAAGCAACCCCGAGCCAGGGUAACCAUGAAGAAGAAGCUAUAGAGAAGCAUGGAAACAACAAUAAAGAAGAGAUCCCUGCCCCAUCCUCACCAAAGCCAAUCUUGAAGCCUUAUGUACCAAAGGCACCACAUCCUCAGAGGCUGAGGAAAGAUGGGAAGGAUGGCCAAUUCUCUAGAUUCUUAGAGAUCUUCAAAAAACUCCAAAUCAACAUACCAUUUGCUGAAGCAUUGGAGCAAAUGCCGCUUUAUGCCAAAUUUUUGAAGGAACUCAUGACAAUAAAAAGAAAUUGGGAAGAAAAGGAGACCAUAAUGCUAACUGAGGAGUAUAGUGCAAUCAUACAAAAGAAGCUCCCUCAGAAAAUGAAAGACCUAUGGGAGUUUCCCUUGUGUGAUUUGGGAGCUAGCAUCAACCUAAUGUCCCUAACCAUGAUGAGGAGGGUGAAGAUUGAGGAAGCCAAGCCAAGAAGAAUGGCACUCCAAUUGGCUGACAGAACAUUCAAGUUUCCACAUGUGGUAGUCGAAGACUUGUUGGUGAAGGUGGGAGAAUUUAUUUUCCCAGCUAACUUUGUUGUGCUGGAUAUGGAAGAAGAGGCUAACACAUCAAUCAUCCUCGAAGGCCAUUUCUAG